AUGGCGUUGAUUUAUGCUCAUGAACACCUCGGUGCUACUGGUGAACGUCUCGGUGCAGCGGCUAUGCUUCUUAAACUUGAACAACGUCAACUCUUUUACGCUUGCGUUGGAAGCACUCGAGCUGUUUUGUGCCGUUCUGGAAACGCUUUUCAAUUACCUGAACGACCGCUCAUGAUAACAUGCGAAGACUACACUCAGUUACGCACUGGUAACGCCACAAUUACUCAGGAUAAUGUCAUUGACGGCAUAUGUCUUUCAGCAAAUUCACUCGGAUUUUCCUUUCUUUAUCCAGCCGUUUUACCAAAAACUUUCCAGGAGACAGUAACACUUACUGAAGCUGACGAAUUUAUUGUGAUUGGUGCGGGAGCACUGUGGAAGUAUAUUUCUCCACAAAACGCUAUAGACAGUAUUCGUGGCAUAUAUAAUCCACAUAUAGCAGCAAAGAAAUUGCAGGAUAUGCUACAAACAUUUGAAUAUUCUGGCAAUGUUAGCAUUAUUGUUAUCCGAUUUAAGCGAAGUCAGCAAGCACACAAUGAAGGAGAAACUAUUCUACACAAAUCCAUUGUAAAAGCAAAGUCCACUUGCCCAAUAAAUGAUAUGAAUACGUUGCGUAAUAUCGAGGAACGAUUGGAACAGAUCAGUGAGGCAAUUAAUAAAAUCGAUGAUGACUCAAAUAACCACCGCUCUCCAUCAUCUGGUCUCGAAUUGUGGAAUGAGCAAGAAUACUUGAAUACAAACAGCAAUAACAGAAGAUCCUGUCCAAUGUCUAGUAAUAACAAUAAUAAUGACUUGCUGUCAGCUAGUAGUACUACUACCUCGAGAUAUAGUGCAUCUAGCACUGUAUCCCCAUGUAGUAUUGCCCCACCGGAUCCGCAUUCUGAUCGAUCAGUGAAUGAUCGGUUUUCAAUCCGUAAACGAAUCGACUUGUACGACCGUCUCAAUGUCACUUCAAGCAAAACUAAUGGCAAAGAAAAGUUUCAGCGUGUAAAAUCCGCUCUCAAUGAACAACUUCAGUUGCGAACUCCAGAAGGCAAAAUAAUGAAAUUGUAUAAUGUAUAG
Thelazia callipaeda (thelaziosis nematode) is the source of this 1059-nucleotide messenger RNA. The record is from the annotation of a GenBank genome assembly. Lineage: Eukaryota; Metazoa; Nematoda; Chromadorea; Rhabditida; Thelaziidae.